Musca vetustissima is the source of this 2280-nucleotide messenger RNA. RefSeq lists its product as uncharacterized. The transcript has 4 exons. Bases 1 to 2280 code for a protein of 759 amino acids. Gene Ontology annotation, molecular function: nucleic acid binding. Lineage: Eukaryota; Metazoa; Arthropoda; Insecta; Diptera; Muscidae. The record is from RefSeq and is a predicted model, not a curated record. Gene Ontology annotation, biological process: DNA integration.
AUGUGCAGAAGCAAAACAUUCCAGCUAGCGGAAUUGGAUGAUGAAACUCCUGCCGACGAUACAGAAAAUUUGAAUAAAGUUGAGCUGGUAAAUUAUUUUAAAAGUAGUGGAAGAAAAUUUGUGACAACUUCUAUAGAAGGCAAGUUUGUGAGGAUGGAAUUGGAUACUGGGUCGCCUUGUUCUAUAAUCAGCAACAGUAAUAUGCAUUUAAUCAAGGACCGUUUUAAACUUCUGCCAACAAAAAGACAAUUUACUAGCUACUCUGGCCAUCAAAUAAAUUGUAUAGGUCGCCUGCCUGUCACCGUUGAGCUUGGAAGCAAGGUUUGUAGAUUGAAUUUAUACGUGGUUGAUGGCAAGGUUGACACACUAAUGGGAAGAGAGUGGAUCGAGCAGUUUGUGGACCAAAUAAAUUUUGUACAACUUUUCAAAUCUUCAAGCAAGGUCAAUAGUAUCACUACAGCGACACCAGAAUUGCCACACAGUGAGCAAGCUCUUCUCAAGCAAUUACUUGACAAAUUCGACGGUGUAUUUUCUGACGUUGCAGGGAAGUUAAUAGGACCGCCAGCAAAAGUUCAUUUGAAACCAGAUGCAAAACCGGUUUUUCUAAAAGCACGAGAUAUACCGAUAGCGUUACGUGAAGAAUAUAUCAAUAAAAUUGAUUCAAAAAUUGCAUCUGGGUCGUAUGAACGAGUGGAAUACUCAGAGCCAAGGAGGGCAGUUUAUGGUGCCGCAAAUAUACCAGCCAUCUGGCAGAGACGCAUGGAGGCAGUACUGAGAGAUACUCCCAAUGUGUUAAGUUUUUUCGACGACAUCUUAGUAUAUGCCGAUUCAUUUAAUACAAUGAUUUCGAGUCUUGAGGCAAUAUUAAAUAAAAUUAAACAACAUGGCCUUCAUUUAAAUCGCAAAAAGAGUUUAUCUUCACUGUGCAUUAGCCGCAUGGCUAACUAUGCCGACUUCCUCAGUAACUUUAAUUACAAUAUAAUCUGCAAACCAACGAAGGCCAAUGCAAAUGCUGACUACUGCUCGAGAAUAAUGCAGACCACCAACAUUUUACAGGUAAAUAUGAAUCUGGUGGCGAUAGAUUCUUCGAUGGAUCCUGGGGAUGAAUUCGACGAAUUUGUUAUCCGGCAGAUUAAGCAGUUGCCAAUUAAAGCAUCUCAUAUUGCCCUGGAAACUAAAAAAGACCCACAUUUAGGGAAAAUUGUCCAACUUCUGGAGUCGGACCACUGCCUGAGAAGAGCAGGAUACGCAGCGCCUGAAGAAAAUUAUCAGCUGUCAUCAGGUUGUUUCACGUUUGAACACAGGGUAGUGGUUCCAUCGGUACUUCGAGAAAAGAUACUCAAGGAUCUCCAUGCAGCACACCUGGGUAUAGAGAAAAUUAAAGGAAUGGCACGAUCCUUUGUUUAUUGGCCGUUAAUUGACAGAGAUAUCGAAAAGGUUGCGAAGGCAUGUAAUGCGUGUGCCAUGAUAGCUAACAAACCAACCAAAUUCGGAGAGCACCAUUGGGAAUACCCAAGUGGACCAUGGCAACGGAUUCAUAUCGAUUACGCUGGACCGUUCCUGGAUUCUAUGUUUUUAAUUGUAACGGAUGCAUUUAGUAAAUGGAUGGAAGUCAAAAUGACUUCAACAGCUACGUCUUCUGCAACAAUUUCAAUACUGGAUGAAAUGUUUUCUACAUAUGGUGUUCCCAAGACCGUGGUAUCGGACAAUGCGACGAACUUUUCAUCGGAAGAAUUUAGGCAAUUUCUGAAAAAUAGUGGCGUUGUAUACCAUAAACAGUCUGCUCCAUAUCAUCCAGCGACCAACGGCCAGGUUGAAAGAUGUGUACAAACAAUAAAAAAUGCGUUAAAGGCGAUGGAAACAACGAAAGCAACAAUACAAGUCAACUUGAAUAAAUUCCUGCAGCAAUAUAGAAAUGCGUCCCAUGCUACAACGGGACAACCGCCCUCAAUGCUAUUUUUCGGCCGAAUGCUACGUUCCCGCUUUGAUUUACUUCGUCCCGAUGAUACCAAAGAAAAAGUAACACAAAAACAAUUUAUGAAUUACAGUCGCAAUUUUCGUACAUUUCGGGAAAACGAUCGUAUUUAUUUCUUGUCCGGAGAAUCUGGCAGAAAUGAGGAUAGUUCGGAUAGUCAACAGACGAAUGAACAAUUAAUCGAAGUAGAUCAGGAAAUAUCCGAAGUCGAAAAUAGUACUCCUACCGGCCCGAAUACCCACUCCAGGCAGACGUUCAACCAGACAGAGAAAGCCUCGCGUGUUAUUCUCCCCCUAAGGUGGUGA